This is a messenger RNA of Drosophila virilis, 1107 nucleotides long. RefSeq lists its product as uncharacterized. The record is from RefSeq and is a predicted model, not a curated record. NCBI's taxonomy places the organism in Eukaryota, Metazoa, Arthropoda, Insecta, Diptera, Drosophilidae.
GGGGCAAGGCCGAAACCAAAAGCCCGAAAACCCCAAAACCAAAACCCAAACCCAAACCCAAACUCGACUCAAAACAAACAAAUCGACAGAGAAGACAGAGGCGGCCGCCCGGACAGACAGACGAAGGAGCAGCGAAACUUUGAUUGACAUUUCAAUUAAAUUAUAGCCAAAGUCGUUGGCAAAGUCAUUGCGAUUGCCGCUGACAAGAUGUUUCGAGUGCAAAAAGUUUUACUCACCGAAUACCAGGAGAUCUACGAGCCGGUAAUGGUGGAAAGUCCCUUCACGCUAGUGGAUGCACACGGAGUGGGAUUGCGCCAAUAUCACAUCGCACUCACCGGCACGAAGCUGCUCUUUGGUUGCGACAAUUUCUACAAGCACGAGGAAUACGGCAGUGAGCCCAACUGGUAUUGUCUAGGCCAGGAUCCGGAAAUCGAGUGCUUCGAUCUGAUCAGCAUGGUGCCGCUGGAGUAUAUACGCUUCAAUUUCUAUCGCAAACGUGAACGCUACCUAAUGAUGCUCAGCGUGCAGCCGCUGGAGCAACAUCUGCCGGCGGAAAGGCCCAUGAUCUUUGAAUUUGGUGGCCACAUACACAAGCAAUAUUUCUGGCAUACUUGGCGCGAACGCAUCGCAUCCAUACGCACACACGAGUCGCGCUUUAACCAGAUAACCGGCGCCUCACCCUUCUCCAGCAGCGAUAUACAGAUGGACGAGGUACAGCACCAUGUCCAGGUGCAUGUGCCCCAUUAUCGACCACAGUCCAUCUACAGCGUGUGCUGUAGUUCUGCCGGUGGCGCCUAGGGCAAAAACCAAAAUACUUCCAAACUUUUCAACUCACGCAUACACAUAACAUACACAGCAUGCAUAUUUUAUAGCUGGGCUAAGCUGCUUAGCCGACUGCCUCUUGCUGCCAAUAUGAUUACUGCACAAUUGGCCAACUACUUUGCGACCACUGUGCAGCAGCAGCAGCAGCAACCGUUUAUUUAUUUAUGAAUAAGCCACAACUUUAAGCACCUUUCUGUGCGCAAUUUGCGUAGCACAAACUUUAGUGCCCCCAGACGCGUAAAAUUAAAGUCGAGACGCAUUUGUUGCUCGCUUAGUUUGAUUGUA